Molecule: messenger RNA, 2220 nt
Organism: Nerophis lumbriciformis (worm pipefish)
Lineage: Eukaryota; Metazoa; Chordata; Actinopteri; Syngnathiformes; Syngnathidae
Source: RefSeq, a predicted model, not a curated record
AUGCCGCCGCCGCCCGACACCGUCAAGGUGGCCAUUGAGUGGCCGGGGGCCUUCCCCAAGCUCAUGGAGAUCGACCAGAAAAAGCCUCUCUCUGCCAUCAUCAAAGAAGUGUGCGAGGGUUGGUCUCUGGGCAACCAUGAAAAUUUUGCACUGCAAAUUGCCGACACCAAUUUCUACAUCACAGAAAAGAAUCGCAAUGAAAUCAAGAAUGGCUCCAUCCUGCGCUUGACCACAUCGCCUCACCAGACGGCGGCGCAGCUCCACGAGCGUAUUCAGUCGUCCAGCAUGGACGCCAAGCUGGAGGCGCUGAAGGACCUGGCCAGCGCGUCGCGGGACAUCACCUUCGCCUUGGAGUUCAUCAGCAUGGACGGCAUCUUGCUGCUCACGCAGAUGGUCGAGAGCGGCACCGAGCGCUAUCAGAAACUCCAGAAGAUUAUGAAACCUUGUUUCGGCGACCUGCUUUCCUUCACGCUCACCGCCUUCGUGGAGCUGAUGGACCACGGCAUCGUCUCCUGGGAUACUUUUUCCGUGGCUUUCAUCAAGAAGAUCGCCAGCUACGUCAACAAGUCGGCCAUGGACACGGCUGUGCUGCAGCGUUCGCUGGCCAUCCUGGAGUCCAUGGUGCUUAAUAGCCAGGAUCUCUACCACAAAGUGGCGCAGGAGAUCACCAUUGGGCAGCUCAUACCGCACCUACAAGGGACGGACCAGGACAUCCAGACGUACACCAUCGCUGUCAUCAACGCGCUCUUCCUGAAAGCGCCCGAGGAAAGAAGACAAUUUGAUGAGCACAUUGUGGACAUCCUAAAUUGUCCCCUGACAGAGAUGGCUCACAUCUUGGCCCAGAAGCAACUGCGCUCCGUCAUCCUCAGCAGCGUCAUCCGAGGCCCCACGCCCAUCAACGACGAGAUGGCGCAUCAGCUCUACGUUCUGCAGGUUCUCACCUUUAAUCUGCUGGAGGACCGCAUGAUGACCAAGAUGGACCCCCAGGACCAGGCUCAGCGUGACAUCAUCUUCGAACUGCGUCGGAUCGCCUUCGACGUGGAGUGCGAGGCCAACAACGGCGGCAGCAUGGAGAAGCGUAAAUCCAUGUACACGCGAGACUACAAGAAGCUGGGCUUCAUCAACCAUGUGAACCCGGCAGUGGAUUUCACCCAGAUUCCUCCCGGAAUGCUGGCACUGGACAACAUGCUGUAUUUCGCCAGGCACCACCAGGAUGCUUACAUCAGGAUUGUCCUGGAGAACAGCAGUCGGGAAGACAAGCACGAAUGUCCGUUUGGCCGCAGCAGUAUCGAACUUACAAAGAUGCUCUGCGAGAUCCUUAAAGUGGGAGAGCUGCCGGGUGAGAACUGCCACGACUUCCAUCCGAUGUUCUUUACGCACGACCGAUCCUUCGAGGAGUUCUUCUGCAUCUGCAUCCAGCUGCUCAACAAGACUUGGAAGGAGAUGAGAGCCACCAGCGAAGACUUCAAUAAGGUCAUGCAGGUGGUUCGGGAGCAGAUCAUGCGAGCCCUGACGCUGAAGCCUAACUCGCUGGACCAGUUCAAGAGUCGCCUGCAGAACCUGAGUUACGCGGAGAUACUCAAGAUACGACAGUCAGAGAGGAUGAAUCAGGAGGACUUCCAGUCCCGCCCCAUCCUGGAGCUGAGGGAGAAGAUCCAGCCGGAGAUAAUGGAGCUGAUCAAACAACAGAGGCUUAAUCGACUGUGUGAAGGAACGUGUUUCAGGAAGAUCAGCAGUCGCAGGAGACAAGACAAAUUCUGGUACUGCCGGCUGUCCCCCAACCACAAGGUCCUGCACUACGGGGAUCUGGAGGAGAGUCCCCAGGGGGAGGUACCCCACGACUCCCUGCAGGACAAACUGCCCGUGGCAGACAUUAAGGCCGUCAUCACAGGAAAAGACUGUCCUCACAUGAAAGAGAAGGGUGCUCUCAAGCAGAACAAGGAGGUGUUGGAGUUAGCCUUCUCAAUCCUUUAUGAGUCGGAUGAGUAUUUAAACUUUAUCGCACCAGACAAGCACGAGUACUGCGUGUGGACCGAUGGUCUGAACGCGCUCCUGGGCAAGGAGAUGACCAGCGACUACACCAAAUCCGACAUGGACACGCUGCUCUCCAUGGAGAUGAAGCUACGCCUACUGGACCUGGAAAACAUCCAGAUCCCUGAAGCGCCGCCCCCUAUUCCCAAAGAGCCCAGCAACUAUGACUUUGUUUACGAUUGUAACUAG